Rhinopithecus roxellana (golden snub-nosed monkey) is the source of this 3591-nucleotide messenger RNA. It is a transcript of the gene ZNF446, whose product is annotated as zinc finger protein 446. Bases 1736 to 3088 code for a protein of 450 amino acids. The record is from RefSeq and is a predicted model, not a curated record. Gene Ontology annotation, biological process: regulation of DNA-templated transcription. Lineage: Eukaryota; Metazoa; Chordata; Mammalia; Primates; Cercopithecidae. The transcript has 7 exons.
AGUAGAGACGGGGUUUCAGCGUGUUAGCCAGGAUGGUCUCAAUCUCCUGACCUUGUGAUCCGCCCGUCUCGGCCUCCCAAAGUGCUGGGAUUACAGGCUUGAGCCACCGCGCCCGGCCGACCUCACAGGUUCUUGCAGGGAGUGGAGACACACAGGACCCAGCUCCCCCGGAGCCUGCAAGACUUGGGCCACCAGAAUCCCAGUAGGUCCCUGGAACCAUUGUCCUCCACUAAGUCUGCAGAGCUGUGAAAUGCAGACAAUAACCCUUCCCUGCCUGAAGGAGCACUUUUCUGGGGAGCCCAUGGGAGGCAGGAGCAAAAGCAUCUGUCAAACAAGUAGAUACCCAGAGAGUCACAUGAAAUCAUUUCUGUGCCUUUGAUAGAUGCUUCUUGAACAAAGUGUCUGCCCUGAGCCCGCCUGACCCCUCAGGCUGGGCUCAGUGCCCUACCUUGUCGUCCCACCAGCCUCCUCCCUCCAUCAGGCUCCUUUCCACAUCUGCUUGUUCCCCUGUUGUCCCUCAGUUUGUCCACCCUCUUCCAAUUUCCCCCUCCCCAAACCCAUGACUGGUCAGUGGCCCCCAGCCUAGGCUCCCGCCUCCACGCAGGUCUUGGCCCCUCAGCUGACCUCCCUCCAACCUCCCCCUCUGCUCUUACUUUUGAGUAGGUAGUGACUGUAAAAGUAUCCCUGGGCUUCUAGGUCAAAAGGUCAGACUGAACACCUGUAUCUCAGUGCGCUCAGAAAUCCACUGAAACCACAGAGGGGAGUAUUUAAAACACACAAACCCACAAGUAUGAGGAUGGUGAAAGAGGAGUCAGGAGCAAGGGCAUGCCUAAGCUAGACAUGGAUGAGAGCUGUCACUACAUUAGGGAAGGCCAAAUACUGCGUGGCGACUUGGGGAAGUGGAGAGAGUUCCCACAGGCUGACUCCAGAACUGCAGAAGGCUGAGAACCAGCAGCCCAGAGACGGGAGACCUAUAACAAAGCUGCCUGGGGAACAGCUAUUGAGAAGCCCUUAACGCCCCACUGCUCUCCCCACCUGGUGGAGGGUGAAAGUUUUUUUGUUUUCUGAGACUCCGCAUAGUCCCAGAGAAAAGACCUAAGCACCUCAUCCCCAAAAAUCAACCUGAGGCGGCCUCUGGAAAGCUCCGAGUUGACAGGUCUGACCCACGCACAUGCUCAGUGCUUCCAGUCAGCGAUUAAGGCCAUUGCUUUUCAUCCGGAGCAGGCAGCAGGGAUUCCCAGGUAUCCAAAGAAACCAAAACAGGCGGUGUAAUUUAGGACUGAAUAAUUCGUGGCUCGGCCACUAAAGUGUGGAAGCAAAACUGACCCCACAGAUACAGAAAACACUGCUUAUUGGGAGACGCUAGUGUCACCCUGUCUAGUUCUGCUCCCCAAAUUAAAGGUAAACAGUUGAGCACGUCCCAUCAGCCUGGAGGGAAACUUCCGCCCCCGACUUUGUUGGACUGACAUCUGAAGACGUCAGAGACUGCGGUCACAACCGUUGGUACCUCCUCAGGGCGCUUAACAGGUCAAAGAAGGCCCUCGCACCCUCCCGCCGGGAGAAAGCCCAGGCUCAGGGUGGUCUUCCACCGCCUCUCCCGGGACCACUUGGAAGCAAGCGCCAGCGAGCUACUCGACCCUGGAAACCACUGGGCCACUUCCAGCCUCUUCGGAAGUCGAGGCAACGCGCCUGAAGGCCCAUCUUGACGAUUCCAAGACCACCCCCUUGAGCAAAAAUGCCAUCCCCUCUGGGUCCCCCAUGCCUGCCCCUCAUGGACCCAGAGACUGCCCUCGAGGAGCCUGAGACUGCCCGCCUCCGCUUCCGAGGGUUCUGCUACCAGGAGGUGGCAGGUCCCCGAGAAGCCCUGGCCCGGCUGCGUGAGCUGUGUCGCCAGUGGCUGCAGCCUGAGGCACACUCCAAGGAGCAGAUGCUGGAGAUGCUGGUGCUGGAGCAGUUCCUGGGCACGCUGCCUCCCGAGAUCCAGGCCUGGGUGCGCGGUCAGCGGCCAGGCAGUCCUGACGAGGCCGCUGCCCUAGUCGAAGGACUACAGCAUGACCCUGGGCAACUGUUGGGCUGGAUCACAGCCCACAUCCUGAAGCAGGAGGUGCUCCCUGCAGCCCAGAAGACAGAGGAACCAUUGGGGAGCCCCCACCCCUCAGGGACAGUGGAGUCCCCUGGGGAGGGUCCCCAGGACACCAGAAUAGAGGAGUCUGUCCAGCUCAGCUGCAGUGUGAAGGAGGAGCCCAAUGUCGACGGACAGGAAAUGGCACCCUCCAGCCCUCCACUUGCAGUGCAGUCCCCUGAGGGGCACCAUGGACGCCAAGAAGCAGCCUCCACAUCCUUCCACCCUCCCAGGAUUCAGGAGGAGUGGGGGCUGCUGGACCGGUCACAGAAGGAACUGUACUGGGAUACGAUGCUGGAGAAGUACGGCACGGUGGUCUCCCUGGGGUUACCGCCCCACCAGCCAGAGGCACAGGCCCAGUCAGAGCUGGGGAUGAUGCUCAUGGGGACAGGUGUCUGCAGAAGCCUGCGCUCAGGAAAUGAGAGUGAGGGUCCACCCGGCUGCCCAGAGGCCCAGCCGCCCCAGGGCCCAGGGCCUGCAGCCUGGGAGGGCCUGCCUGGGGCCACCACUCCUGCUCCCACUGCGCGUCCAGGGACACCGCCAGUGCCCACUCAGCCCACACCCGCAGAGACGAGACUGGAGCCGGGUGCCACCCCGAGGAAGCCCUACAUGUGCGAGCAGUGUGGCCGCGGCUUUGACUGGAAGUCAGUGUUCGUCAUCCACCACCGGACACACACGAGUGGGCCAGGCGCGCAGUCCCCAGGGCUAGCCUCUGGGGAAGGCACCGAGAAGCCACCGCAAGGGGAGCUGGCCUUUCCGCGCCACCCCCGACAUUCACUCACAGGCCCCCGGAGCUACCCGUGCGAGGAGUGCGGGUGCAGCUUCAGCUGGAAAUCGCAGCUGGUCAUCCACCGCAAGGGCCACACGGGCCAGCGGCGCCACUUCUGCAGUGACUGUGGCCGCGCCUUCGACUGGAAGUCGCAGCUGGUCAUCCACCGCAAGGGCCACCGGCCGGAGGCUCCAUGAGCAGCCAGACAGCGCAGUCACUCGGGGCCUCGGUGUUCUCGCGGUCUGGAUGCAGCCUCUGGGGCACCAGUAGAAGACUCUGGGGGCAGAAGGGGAUGCCGGAGUGAAUGGGGGUCCUAAGCCAGUUCCCUGUGCCUGGUCUGGUCUCCUCCAAAAGACCUGGGUGCAAGGAAAAGAAGCUGCUCCCUCCCUUCUUGCCCCUGCCUCCUGAAGGGAGGUCUGGGUUCCUUUCUGUGGGUGACCAGUGCCUGUGGGGUGACUGCCAAGCACCAGGCUCCCUCCCUCCCCGUGACAUGGCCCGGGAUGACAACACUCCCUCUCUGGGACCUCCUUGCCUCAGGUGGGUGUUCACAAACUGUGCCUUCCCACUCCUCUGUGCAAAGGCUGGGCCUGAGGUUUCAGUGCGGAGGGCAGAAGACCCAGGAAAGCCCAGUUGGCUUCCGUUUCUCCUGCUCCGUGUGUGUGUGAGAAUUUUAACAUAAAUUCCAUUUUGAUAAUACGGA